Salvia splendens (bonfire salvia) is the source of this 3414-nucleotide messenger RNA. RefSeq names its product probable boron transporter 2. The record is from RefSeq and is a predicted model, not a curated record. Gene Ontology annotation, molecular function: solute:inorganic anion antiporter activity. Gene Ontology annotation, biological process: monoatomic ion homeostasis; monoatomic anion transport; transmembrane transport. The transcript is spliced from 11 exons. Gene Ontology annotation, cellular component: plasma membrane. Lineage: Eukaryota; Viridiplantae; Streptophyta; Magnoliopsida; Lamiales; Lamiaceae. The coding region runs from base 1012 to 3234 and encodes 740 amino acids.
CCUAUUUAAAUGCUUUCUCACCUCACACUCACUGCUCACACACAGCGUGUUUCUCUUACAUAGUUUUAAAAACCUUAUAAGGACACUUGGUGUGUGUUUGUGUGUGUGUGUGUCGCUCAUUUAUAAUCUUCAUUCUUGAUACAUUGUGUGAAACUUGUCUUGACUCUUUCCUUGCUGCCCUUGAAUCGCACUGCUAAUUCAGCACUUGUCUUCCCAAAUCUCACUCUCUCUCUCUCUCCUUGAGAAAGCAUGGGCUCUCGCUAAUUUCAUCAGAUCACCUCUCUUCCCUUCAAUCUUGUUCAUGCAAAUUGUGCUUUAACUUCUCUCAAGGGGGAAAAAUUCUCACUUUCCCACAUAAAAAUUGAUUCUUGCUCUUUUCCACAAAUGGGGCCUCGCUAAAUUGCUUGAUUCUUGCUCCUUUCCCCUUUCUAGUUGCAAAGUUUGAACCUUUUAGAAUAUUUGGAUUCUGGGAUUUCAUACCAUGUAAAUUGAUCUCAGCUUCUUGCUUUUGGGUCUGUGCAUUUUGGUUUGAAGUAGUUGAUGGUUAGAAAAGUAUCUAAUUUGAUGUAAGUUGAGUGUUGAUAUGAUGGAUCUGAGCAUUAUUUCAGUCAACCGUUAGUCCAAUUUCUCUGUUCUUGAUCAGCAAUGCAUCCAUUUCGUUAGAAUUGUUUCUCUUUCUGCUACAAACAUGGAAUACAAGUAGGCCUAGAUCAUUCUUGACCAGUUUCUGUGAUUCUUUUGUUCAUUUUUUGUUGAACACUUACAAACUAUUCUUUCCAAUUUUUUAGUAGGAUGUAGCCUUUUUUCUAAUUCUUGAAAGUAUGGGCCUCUUGAAAGGUCUCAAAUUAUACAUAGAUUCAAUGAUAUGCCAAAUUUUUACAAUAAUCAAGCAGUUUAUGCUCUUCUGCCCAUAGCCUUUCUUAUGCAAAUAUAGUUAUAGUGAUAUUGGCCUCUCGAGUACCUUUUUUGGUGUUGAAUUAUACUCUGUGUGGGAAAUUUGGGUGUUUUUUCAUGGAGGAAACCUUUGUUCCGUUUCGUGGGAUUAAAAAUGACCUCAAAGGGAGGCUUAUGUGCUACAAACAAGAUUGGAGUGGCGGGAUAGGUGCCGGUAUCAGGAUCUUGGCUCCAACAACAUAUAUCUUUUUUGCAUCGGCAAUUCCUGUUAUAUCUUUCGGUGUGCAGCUGGAGAGAAACACCAGUAAGGGCGAUUUUUCGUCUGAAUUUCGGUACCUCUUUUUGUUAUGUUGCAUAGAUGUUAUAGGAAAACUCGGUGUUGCUGCAGAUGGAACUUUGACAGCAGUGCAAACACUUGCAUCAACUGCACUUUGUGGUGUGAUCCACUCUAUCAUAGGUGGACAGCCACUGCUUAUACUUGGUGUAGCUGAGCCAACAGUGCUAAUGUACACUUUCAUGUUCGAUUUUGCCAAAGAUCGAAAAGAUUUGGGGGAGAAGUUGUUCUUAGCCUGGACAGCAUGGGUAUGCGUGUGGACAUCUAUUUUACUCUUCUUGCUGGCUAUCUUAGGUGCUUGCUCUAUAAUCAAUCGGUUUACGCGUGUUGCUGGUGAAUUGUUUGGUCUUUUAAUCGCAAUGCUCUUUAUGCAGCAAGCAAUUCGUGGAGUUGUGGAGGAGUUUGGAAUUCCUAAGAGGGGAAACGGAAGUGCAACUGCACUUAUACCUUCCUGGCGCUUUGGUAACGGAAUGUUUGCUUUGGUGCUUUCAUUUGGCCUGCUUCUCACUGCAUUGAGUAGUCGUAAGGCUAGGUCCUGGCGCUAUGGUACAGGAUGGCUUAGAGGAUUUAUCGCAGACUAUGGUGUCCCACUGAUGGUGCUCGUGUGGACUGGCUUGUCUUACAUACCAGCUAACGAUGUGCCAAAAGGGAUACCGAGAAGACUUAUUAGCCCAAAUCCGUGGUCAGAUGGAGCAUACGCGAACUGGACAGUUAUCAAGGACAUGGGGGAUGUGCCACUACUUUACAUUAUUGGAGCAUUUAUUCCUGCCACAAUGAUAGCCGUGCUUUAUUACUUUGAUCAUAGCGUUGCAUCUCAACUCGCGCAGCAGAAAGAGUUCAAUCUGAAGAAGCCUUCUUCAUAUCACUACGAUCUCCUUCUCUUGGGACUUUUGGUAAUAAUAUGUGGUCUCAUCGGGAUUCCUCCAGCCAAUGGAGUUAUUCCGCAGUCCCCAAUGCACACGAAAAGUUUGGCCACUCUGAAACAUCAGCUUUUGAGGAACAAGCUUGUGUCAACUGCUCGAGAUAGCAUCAGUAAAAAUGCCAAUCUAUCCCAGCUGUAUAGAAGCAUGCAAGAAGCAUACACAGAGAUGCAGACUCCCCUCGUGUACCAAACUCCCGCUGUUCUGGGAUUGAAGGAGCUGAAGGAUUCCACCAUUCAGCGCGCAUCCACUAGUGGCUACAUGGAUGCGCCCGUUGAUGUUGCCAUCUUUGAUGUGGACAAGGAUGUCGAUGAUCUUCUGCCCGUGGAAGUUAAGGAGCAACGCCUCAGCAAUCUGCUUCAAGCCUUAAUGGUCGGAGCUUGUCUUGCUGCCAUGCCUCUCUUGAAAAAGAUCCCCACUUCAGUCCUCUGGGGCUACUUUGCGUUCAUGGCAAUCGAGAGCUUGCCAGGAAACCAGUUCUGGGAAAGAAUCUUGCUGCUUUUCACAGCUCCAAGUCGAAGAUACAUGGUGCUAGAGGAGUAUCACGCGACCUUUGUGGAGACGGUGCCUUUCAAAACAAUCGCGUUCUUCACUUUAUUUCAGACUGUUUACUUGCUCCUAUGCUUUGGAAUAACGUGGAUCCCCAUUGCCGGCGUCCUCUUCCCCUUGCUGAUCAUGCUCCUCGUUCCCGUUCGCCAGUAUCUGCUUCCCAAGUUCUUCAAAGGUGCUCAUCUGCAAGACUUGGAUGCUGCAGAGUAUGAAGAAGCCCCUGCAAUUAGCUACAACUUAUCCUACAACGAACAAGGCAAUGCCAUCACUCUUGACAGUGGUGAGUUGUUGGACGAGAUGAUUACAAGAAGUCGCGGUGAGAUACGCUCUGGUCGUAGCCCAAAGGUCACAAGUUCGACACAAUCGCCUCUGGAGGAAAUGAAGGCUGCAUACAGUCCGCGGCUGCCUGAGAGGGCGCAGAGUCCACGUCUUAGUGAAAUAAGAUCGGAGCUGAGCCCGGGGUUGAACGGUAGACAAGAAGUAAAUCGAACCCCGAGCCCUCUCGGACAAACCAGUCGUGGAUCAACGUCUUUGUAAUCGAGCUAUCUCCGUUAGUUAUCGUUUUGGUGCUUGAGAGGUCCUUAUGUGUUAAAGAGACUUAAGUAAUAAUUUAGAUAUUUGGUUAUUGUGUUUAAUCUCUUCUACAUUGUACACAACUUUCACUCUCUCAUGGGCAGGAGAGAGUUAAUGAUAAAAGUGGGAGAUAUUUAUUUGAUA